AUGUUUGUGAGCCAGCUGGCCUGGCCACUGGCAUGGCUAGCUUUGGCGACCAUGACAGUGGCUGCAGGAUCAUCGACCGCAACUUCAACAACUUCUUCCUCGACCGGUAUCUCGACUCAUACAAUCCAGGUGGGACCCAAAUCAAAUCCACAUCAAUUUGUUCCAACCGAUGUAACAGCCAAAGUGGGCGACAUCGUCGUUUUUGAAUUUUACCCAACAAACCAUUCCGUCGUAAAAGCAGAUUACCUCGCUCCUUGUGUCCCAGCCAGUGAAGACGUCUAUUAUUCGGGUGCUUUCGAGACUUUCAACGAGCACAAUGGACAACUUGUCGGACCACCCCCAACUUGGACCUUGCGAGUGAACGAUACAAAUCCCUCAUUCUUCUAUUGCACGGCAAUAGAUUCAUGCAUUAAGAAUGGAAUGGUCGGAGUAAUCAAUCCGAACAAAACCCAGACAUGGGAAACACAAUACGCAAGAGCUCUGAAAUACCCUUAUAUGCUACUCCCAGGCCAGCCCAUGCCCGCCGAAGGUGGAGGUAGCGGUUCCGGUGGCGACCAAAGCGGCGAUGAUGACUCUUCUGGGGGUAAGCAUGGGCUUAGCACAGGAGCUAUUGCAGGUAUCGCCGUUGCAGCUGUCGUAUUCGUGGCCCUACUGGUGGCACUGUUCUUCGUCCUCGGCCGCAACCGCGUGUACUCGCAGUGGAUGUCAUCGGAAGAUGGGCGCACGGAACGAACCGCACGCUGGGCACUGUUCAACCACGGCGGGCCAUACGGUAACGGGAAAAGUGAAGCGGAAAGUACUGCCCCAACCCACACUACGGGCCAUAUCGAUACCAGCGCCGUUUCCAGUCCGGAUCCGAAUAUGCGCACAUUUUCCCCUGGGGCGGAAGUUACCUCUGGCUCUGUGCCCACGUCAGUGCAGCAGGGCCACUGGAGCUGGAAUGAGCCUCCUCAACGUCCCCUGCAGCCGUGGUGGCCACGGAGCUGGAAGGCCAUCCCAUGA
Molecule: messenger RNA, 1002 nt
Organism: Penicillium mononematosum
Lineage: Eukaryota; Fungi; Ascomycota; Eurotiomycetes; Eurotiales; Aspergillaceae
Product: cupredoxin domain-containing protein
Exons: 4
Coding region: 1-1002 (333 amino acids)
Source: RefSeq, a predicted model, not a curated record